AAUUUCCCUUUUAUACUAAAGUUUUCCAUAUAAUCCAAUGUCCAAAUAAAUAAAUACAAUCUGUCAAGACCUAUAAUCCAAAGUCUUUAAUAUAAAUAAAUACCAUCUCUCUCAGUAGUAUCCAUCCACACCUUUCUUUCCUUGGGUGUAUUUUUACGAUGACCGCCAUCACCAUAAAAGCUCUUAAAGAGCAGCAGCAUAUUAUCCAACAACAAAGCGAGUCAGCCGGGGAAUCAACUCAGUCGUUGCCCAGUCUGGAUGAAGUGGAGCAAAUUCUGGGCUAUGAGUUUAACAACAAACGGUUAUUAGAAGAAGCUUUCACGCAUGCUUCUUUAGGACUCGGUUUCUCCAACGAGCGGUUAGAGUACGUGGGAGAUUCUGUCCUUAAUUUACUUUUCACCAAACAGCAGUUUUUUGAAUACCCUGAUUUGCCGCCGGGGCCUUUGACUAGGCUACGAGCCGCCAAUGUCGAUACCGAAAAGUUGGCUCGUGCCGCCGUCAAACACGGUUUGCAUCGCUAUUUGCGCCAUAAGAAACCUCUUCUCAAAGAACAAAUUCGACAAUUUUCUGAAGAAAUACAACGAUAUCCACUACAUUCUAAUGGACUAGUUGACGUGCCAAAAGCGUUGGCUGAUCUUGUGGAAUCCACCAUCGGUGCGGUUUUCAUUGACACCAAUUCCCUUCAUGUUGUUUGGAAGGUGUUUAAGGAUUUGUUGGAACCCAUAAUUAGACGGGAGACUUUGAAGAUACACCCGGUGACACAAUUAUAUGAAGUGUGUCAAAAGAGGAAUUUAAAAGUUAAGUUUGUAGAUUUAUGGAAGGAAAGCACAGGUUUUGAUGUUUUUGUCGACGAUCAACUUGUGGGAAGAGGCAAAUGUAGUCUCAAGAAGGAAAUUGCACACAACAGAGCUGCCAAAGAUGCACUGGACAAUAUUUUGAGAAUUUUAGAUGAAAAAGAUACCAAUAUUAAUAUUGUUGAAGAAAGAAAUGUAUAACUUUACUUGAUGAAUUGAUCAUGUAAAACUUAAAAUAAAGUAUACACUAAACGCUUUGAAAACAGAAUUGAGCUUACUAAAUUUAUUUUCUAUUAAGUUUGGAACUCAAAUUCGAGAACUUUAGAAUAAACCAGCUUCAUACAUCAUUCACUGUUAUUACUAUUAUAUGUGUCACUAGAACUAGAGGAGGGUGUUAUAAAACUCCAAUAAACAAUGUCGUUGCAUCCCUGCUCCAAAUACUCAAUCCAUACAAUGAGGGUAGAGUCCGGAUAUGAAUAACUGUUGUAUGUAUAUUUAUCUUUGAUUUUUAUAAAUGAAUUUUUUCCGA
Messenger RNA from Gossypium raimondii (Peruvian cotton), 1323 nucleotides. Its product is annotated as ribonuclease 3-like protein 3. Gene Ontology annotation, cellular component: nucleus; cytoplasm. Gene Ontology annotation, molecular function: RNA binding; ribonuclease III activity. Gene Ontology annotation, biological process: siRNA processing. The transcript is spliced from 3 exons. The record is from RefSeq and is a predicted model, not a curated record. Lineage: Eukaryota; Viridiplantae; Streptophyta; Magnoliopsida; Malvales; Malvaceae. Bases 159 to 995 code for a protein of 278 amino acids.